UCGGCGUUGCCUUCACGAGCCGCGUAACGGUCACUUCAGAUUCAAGUCUUUUAUUUCUCGUUAUUUUUUCUUUCAACAAACAAAAAAGGAAAGAGCGGAAAAGAGAAGGAAAAAGAGGAGGAAUACAAAGGAAUUCGAUGGGACGAUGGCAGCAAACUGGCCGCUGGCACUUUUUCUGCUUUUCCUUCAUGUUUGCAGUUCCCUAUCAGCUGAUGCUGAAGAGAGGUUGAUGGACUUCCUCCUCAGUUCUGAUCGGUACAAUAAGCUAAUCAGGCCAGCGAUCAAUAAGAGUCAGCAGGUCACCAUCGGCAUCAAAGUGUCCCUGGCUCAGCUGAUCAGUGUGAAUGAGAGGGAGCAGAUCAUGACCACUAACGUGUGGCUCACGCAGGAGUGGAAUGAUUACAGACUCGUUUGGGACCCUGACAACUACGAUGGCAUCCAGAAACUACGAAUCCCCUCCCACCACAUCUGGCUUCCUGAUAUCGUACUCUACAACAAUGCAGACGGUGUGUACGAAGUCUCGUUCUACAGCAACGCUAUUGUCUCCAACACGGGCGACAUCUUCUGGCUUCCCCCGGCCAUCUACAGGAGCGCCUGUGCCAUCGAGGUCCGCAACUUUCCCUUUGACCAACAGAACUGCACGCUGAAGUUCCGCUCAUGGACAUAUGACCGCACCGAGCUCGACCUUGUGCUGACCUCUGACUUCGCUAGCCGUGAUGACUACACGCCCAGCGGCGAGUGGGACAUCGUGUCUUUGCCUGGCCGCAAGAACGAAGAUCCAGACGACGUCACCUACAUGGACGUCACAUACGACUUCGUGAUCCGACGCAAGCCGCUGUUCUACACCAUCAACCUCAUCAUCCCGUGCGUGCUCAUCACCUCUCUCGCUGUUCUCGUCUUCUACUUGCCAUCAGACUGCGGUGAGAAGAUGACUCUGUGCAUCUCUGUGCUACUGGCCCUCACUGUCUUCCUGCUACUGAUCUCUAAGAUCGUUCCACCCACCUCGCUGGCUGUGCCGCUCAUCGGCAAGUACCUGAUGUUCACCAUGGUGCUAGUGACCUUCUCCAUCGUGACAAGUGUAUGCGUGCUUAACGUGCAUCACCGCUCGCCAUCCACACACCACAUGCCGGUGUGGGUGCAGCGCGUCUUCCUGCAUCAGCUGCCCGUCUUCCUGCUCAUGCGGCGACCGGGUCGCUCUAACAUGCGGGAAAGAUUUCGGAGGAAAAACCGGAGCAAGUCAUUCUCCGGUGACGCCUUCGCUCUAGGGGCCUGGAAGACGGCGGAGCUGCCUGAGGGCUCUGAAUUUGGGCAGAGGGUACGAGUAAGGCGUGACACAGAUGUGGAUGCGGCCAUAGAGGGCGUGCGAUUCAUCGCUGAACACAUGAAGAAUGAGGAUGAUGAUGAAGGGGUCAUUGAGGACUGGAAAUAUGUUGCCAUGGUGAUCGACCGUUUGUUUCUCUGGGUUUUCAUCCUGGUAUGUCUGAUUGGAACGCUCGGCCUCUUCAUCCAGCCGCUCUUCCAGAGCUACAACACACCUGUAGCAAGAGAUGACUAUGGCGUUUGAUAAACACGUGCCGGGUAAACUCAAGAAGAUAUCAGAGCACCUAUCAGUCACAGUGAGAGCAAACAAUACUGAAUAAGAGACCACACGUACAUGCCGAUCGGGUGGCCAGACAUCCAGCACCUGCCAAGAUCUGCAGCUAUGUGAUUGUGAUGACUGAUAUCGCUUCAUCAGGGUAUACAGAACUGUAUUAAUGCACUGUGAAAACUAACAGAGAGGUUAUCACCUUAAACUCCUACAGUUUAGACACUGAAAUCGUCAUACACAAUGUUUUCUUCUACGCUUCUUUUACAUAAUGUGUUUCACUGCCUGAAAAUAUGCCCUUCAGUUCCCCCAGUUUUUCUGUCACGACUCCUGCUGGAUUAAUCCUGUAAUAAUUUACAUCAGUGGAGUUUUGGAAAUAUUUAUAUUUGCAAAAUUUAAAUAUGUAAACAUCACUGUGUAUAGCUUCAAGGGCAAAAAAAUAUAAUGUUUCUUAUAGUA
Hemibagrus wyckioides is the source of this 2044-nucleotide messenger RNA. It is a transcript of the gene chrnb5a, whose product is annotated as cholinergic receptor, nicotinic, beta 5a. Gene Ontology annotation, cellular component: neuron projection; postsynaptic membrane; synapse. Gene Ontology annotation, biological process: signal transduction; monoatomic ion transmembrane transport; chemical synaptic transmission. The transcript is spliced from 7 exons. Lineage: Eukaryota; Metazoa; Chordata; Actinopteri; Siluriformes; Bagridae. The record is from RefSeq and is a predicted model, not a curated record. Gene Ontology annotation, molecular function: acetylcholine-gated monoatomic cation-selective channel activity; transmembrane signaling receptor activity. Bases 146 to 1564 code for a protein of 472 amino acids.